Messenger RNA from Cydia amplana, 2562 nucleotides. RefSeq lists its product as uncharacterized. The record is from RefSeq and is a predicted model, not a curated record. NCBI's taxonomy places the organism in Eukaryota, Metazoa, Arthropoda, Insecta, Lepidoptera, Tortricidae. The transcript is spliced from 3 exons. The coding region runs from base 1 to 2562 and encodes 853 amino acids.
AUGGGUGACCGAGGCAGAAAAUUAGUGCAACUAGCCUGCGGUAACAGGCUUGAAACAGACAAUGACUCCUCCGAUCUUAAUGAAUCGCAAAUUGAUAUCGCCGCCCAAAUGCACAAUAUUGUCACCGAUGAUAAUAAUAUUACGGCAGACUCAAAUGAUGAAAGUAAUUUAUUUGGCAGUGACUAUUCGGAUGAAGAUCCCACUUACGUGCCAGAUCCUAAGGACUAUUCACCAAAGCAAAUAGAUUCCGACUCUGAUAUUAUUCCUGAAAGUCCGAAUGCUUUCUCCAAACAGGAAGACUUUUUUAUGGUGCUGAUUGAUGAAGUUUUAGAUCGAGUUUGGAUUUCUGUAGGUGACUACUCAGCAGCAGCUUAUGUUCAAGAUUCAGAUUCAGAAAACGAUACACCUCAGCAAAAUGAUUCCGGCCGUGAUAUUAUUAUUCCUGAAACUCCCAGCCCAUGCAAACAGCAGAAACGUUCCUUGUCCAUAUUUAACAACGUUUGUAUUUCUGGAGAAGGUGAAUGCAUAGAAAGAGCUUCUUCUUAUGUUCCAGAUUCAGAGGACGACCCAUUAAAAGUAUUAUAUCCAACUGACUCUAGCUGCAAUGACAGUAUGAUCCCUGAAAGUUCAGGUGUUCGUUCACAAGUGGAAGACACUGUUUACUUUAUUGUAGACAAUAUUUUAGACAGAAUUUGGAGUCGUGUCAAACCCUUGAAGCGACGUAAGCAAGCUAAGCCAUCUGAAUGGAAAAUAAAUAUCGCCAAAAAACGAAAAAUGGAAGGGCUACCUUAUGUGACCCAAGGCAUUAAGCGUCCUGCUAAAGUUCCAAAGCCUAUUGAAUGUGAUAAAUGCCAAUUCAAAUGUACUGAAAAGUUUUCCGAAGAAGAACGUAGCAGUUUGUGCCGUUAUUUCUACAGUAUGGAUUUCCGGGCAAGAAAGAACUUUAUUCUUUCUUGCAUAAAAAUUCAGCCUGUUAAAACUAGAAAAGUACAGAAGGCAUCUAAUAAAAAGGAGCGUUCAUAUAGUAAAAAAUGUUUCUUUCAAAAAGGCAAUGACGAAAUCCAAGUUUGUCAAAAUUUUUUCCUGACUACAUUGUGCAUUAGUGUAGAUGUCAUCUCCGAUGCUGUAAACAAAAAAGAUUCAUUAGGAUUGUAUGUCGAGGAUGAUAAACGUGGCAAGAAAAGCCCACCAAAUAAAACUAAAAUAGAAGAUGUUAAACGGGUCCAGGAUCACAUAGAGAGCUUUCCUGUAAUGGAUUCUCAUUACUGCCGUAAAGACAGUAAGAAGAAAUACCUUUACCCUGACGCUAAAUCGGUUAAAAACAUGUAUAGAUUGUAUGAAGAUUCAUGUAAAGAGACUAAUAAAAAGCCGGUUUCAGAGUCAAAGUACCGUGAUAUUUUUAAUGAAGAAUACAAUUACAGCUUUUUCAGUCCGAAAAAAGAUCUCUGUAACGUUUGCUCAAAGUAUGAAAAAGCUCUGUCGAUAGAAGAGCUAGAAGAUGAUUACCAACAGCAUGUACAACGGAAGACGGUCUGUCAAAAUGCUAAAGACGCUGACAAAGCUCGUGCUAAUGUAGAUAAAACGUUUAUGUCAAUAACUAUGGACUUACAGGCAGUUUUGCAAAUACCUAAUGGCGGGGAAAGUCUACUAUAUUACAUGAGAAAAUUAGUUCUCUUCAAUUUUACCAUUUAUGAAGCCAGUCUCCCAAAUAAUGCUUACUGUCUUUGCUGGAGUGAAAUAAAUGGUAAUAAAGGCAGUUGUGAAAUUGGAACUUGCCUUUUCUACUACUUGUCUGAAUUGCCUAAAACCGUGACAGAAUUAAGCAUUUUUUCGGAUACGUGCAGCGGCCAAAACCGAAAUCAAUAUAUUUCCGCUCUCUUACUCUGGGCAGUACAAAAGAUAGACCACCUACAAAUAAUUGAGCAAAAGUUUCUCGAAAGUGGGCAUAGCCAAAUGGAAGUGGAUUCGAUGCAUGCAGCUAUUGAACACGCAUCGAAAAACUUAUCUAUCAAUAGCGUUUCUGACUGGAAAAAUGUCUUUAGAUUUGCUAGAAAUAAAAAAACAAAAAUCGUUACCACUGGCGAAGAAAAGAAAAAAAUCGAAAUCGAUAGCUAUAAAGUGAAAGAGUUUAAAUAUAACGAAAUAUUAGAUUUAAAAAAACUAAAUGCUGCCAUAAUAAAUAAUAGAACCAAUGAUACCACGAAUGAGGCCGUGAACUGGCUGAAAAUUAAAAGGAUUAGGUACGUGAAAGGAGAUUUCAAAAUUUACUUCAAUUACGACAUGUCCGAGGAUUUUCGUCAGUUAGAUGUUUCGAGACAAAAGCCAAAUACAGCUAGAACAAGAGCUAAGAGACAGUCUAACCCACCAUCAGUUGCAAUGCCAUGGCCAGAAGAGUUAGAGCUAAGAUACAGUAGUCAGUUACCUAUAAGCAUUGCUAAAAAAAAAGAUUUAGAGACCAUGUGCAGGAAACAAAUUAUACCUGAGGAGUAUCAUGGAUGGAUAAGAAGCCUAAAAACAUUUGCCGGGAAAGCACCAAAUAAUUCAGAUUCUGAUGAAGAAUAA